This is a messenger RNA of Eruca vesicaria subsp. sativa (arugula), 2509 nucleotides long. NCBI's taxonomy places the organism in Eukaryota, Viridiplantae, Streptophyta, Magnoliopsida, Brassicales, Brassicaceae. The record is from the annotation of a GenBank genome assembly.
AUGGCACUGACCGGAGUUUCUGCCGCCGUUGGUCGUGUCCUCCGCCGCGAAAAACCCCAAAAACCUCUCCUCAACACCCGACCCGAAACCUCAAUAACCCACCAAAUCCUCGACCAACUCGAACACGGCAACAUCUCCAAAGCCGUCUCCCUCCUCUUCCCUUCUCUAGAGCCAGUCUCGUACUGGCUCUACGAGCGUCUCCUCCGCUCAUGCUCCUCGAAAUCACUCGUCGUGCAAGCCCGCAAAGUCGUCUCCCACCUCGUCACAUUCUCCCCUCUCCCUCCCAUCUUCCUACUAAACCGAGCCAUCGAGACUUACGGGAGAAUCGGCUGCGUUCACGAUGCACGCGAAUUGUUCGAGCAAAUGCCUGAACGAGACGGAGGGUCUUGGAACGCGUUGAUCACGGCUUGUGUUAAGAACGAGUUGCACGAGGAGGUGUUUCGUAAUUUCGUUAGGAUGAAUAGAGAUGGGAUACGAGGCACGGAGACUUCCUUUGCUGGUGUUUUGAAGUCUUGCGGUUUUGUGUUGGAUUUGAGGUUGUUGAGGCAGCUUCAUUGCUCUGUGGUGAAGUAUGGGUAUUCGGGGAAUUUGGAUUUGGAGACUUCGUUUGUUGAUGUUUAUGGGAAGUGUAAGGUUAUGAGUGAUGCGAGGAGAGUUUUUGAUGAGAUGGGAAGGCCUAGUGAUGUUUCUUGGAAUGUGAUUGUGAGGAGGUAUCUUGAGAUGGGUUUGAAUGAGGAGGCGGUGUUGAUGUUUUUCAAGAUGUUGGAGUUGAAUGUUCGACCUUUGAAUCAUACAGUCUCUAGUGUGGUUUUAGCUUGUUCAAGAUCACAGGCACUUGAGGUGGGGAUGGUGAUCCACGCCAUUGCUGUGAAACUUAAGUUUUUGCCAGACACGAUUGUUUCGACUUCUGUAUUUGAUAUGUAUGUGAAAUGUGGGAGAUUAGAGAAUGCUCGUAGAGUGUUUGAUCAAACAGAGUGUAAAGAUUUGAAGUUUUGGACUUCAGCUAUGUCAGGGUAUGCGAUGAAUGGUAUAACUAGAGAUGCAAGGGAGCUUUUUGAUUUGAUGCCUGAGAGGAAUAUAAUCUCAUGGAACGCUAUGUUAGGUGGAUAUGUACGUGCUAAUGAAUGGGAUGAGGCGCUGGAUUUUUUAACCUUGAUGCGCAAGGAGAUGGAAGGUAUUGAUAAUGUCACUCUUGUGUGGAUUUUAAAUGUCUGCUCAGGUGUUUCAGAUGUUCAAAUGGGGAAGCAAGCUCAUGGUUUCAUCUACCGGCAUGGUUAUGAUGCUAAUGUGAUUGUAGCUAAUGCACUUCUUGAUAUGUAUGGCAAAUGCGGAACCUUUGGGAGUGCCAAUGCUUUGUUCCGUCAGAUGAGUGAGCUAAGAGAUGAGGUUUCAUGGAAUGCUUUAUUAACUGGUUUAGCUAGAGUUGGUCGAAGUGAACAAGCUUUAUCUUUCUUUGAAGGGAUGCAGCUUGAGGCAAAGCCUAGCAAAUACACACUAGCAACGCUCUUAGCGGGCUGUGCAAACAUUCCUGCUCUUAGUUUAGGCAAAGCAACUCAUGGUUUCCUGAUCAGAAACGGCUAUGAUGUUGAUGUUGUUAUACGUGGUGCUAUGGUUGACAUGUAUUCCAAAUGCAAAUGUUUUGACUACGCUAUCCAUGUAUUCGAAGAGGCGGCAGCGGGUACAAGGGACUUGAUGCUAUGGAACUCUAUGAUCCGUGGAUGCUAUCGUAAUGGAAGAAGCAAAGAGGUGUUUGAGUUGUUCAUGCUUAUGGAAGAUGAAGGAGUUAAGCCUGACCAUGUUACCUUUAUGGGUAUCUUACGUGCUUGCAUACGAGAAGGCCACGUGGAACUCGGUUUUCAGUAUUUUAGUUCUAUGAGCAGCAAGUAUUUUAUAUUGCCUCAGGUUGAGCAUUAUGAUUGUAUGGUUGAGCUUUACUGCAAGUAUGGGUGUUUGCAUCAGCUUGAAGAGUUUCUCCUCUUGAUGCCUUUUGAUCCACCUAUCCAAAUGUUGACAAGGGUAUAUGAUGCGAGCAAAAAGUACGGAUGGGGAAAGUUGGGAGAAUGGGCUGCUAAAAAGCUUCAUGAAUGAUCAUCACGUUCAGGUUCAGGUUCAGCCACCAUAUAUUAACAAAGAUAUUGUGUUUUGAGGAUUUGAGCAUAUGCAUUUAAGAAGAUUGUAGACAAAAUCUGGUGUCUUUUGAAGACCAUUUAGAGGAAAGGGGAUGAAGCCGUUGCCACAAGAGGUGACAGAGAUACAAUUCCCCGGGCCAUAUGCAAUGUAAGUUGUUUACUCUUAUACAAGCCUAUUAAUUAAGAUUGAUCUCUGAGUUUUUCACAUUUUUUUGUUAUGAGAUUUUAUCACACUUUUGUGUGUGUAAAUCUCUGUUUUGUAAUUUUCAAAGAAGUCUGAUAUCUCCCUUAGACAGAGGAAUCGCUCUAUCAAAAAGAUCAAUGUGAUGUCAUUUUAUUUGAUAUGUAAAGCAAUGCAGAACAGUUUAUAAAUAGUAACU